GUCAUAUUGAACAUGGACAGUGAGGAAAUUCCGACCUUCUCAAGUCCAAAGGAGGAAACUGCCUAUUGGAAAGAGCUUUCCUUGAAGUACAAGCAAAGCUUCCAGGAAGCUCGUGAAGAACUGGCUGAAUUUCAGGAGGGAAGCAGAGAAUUAGAAGCUGAGUUGGAAGCACAGCUAGUGCAGGCUGAGCAGAGGAAUAGAGAUUUGCAAGCAGAUAACCAAAGGCUGAAAUAUGAAGUGGAAACAUUAAAGGAGAAACUGGAGCACCAGUAUGCACAAAGCUACAAGCAAGUGUCAUUGUUAGAGGAUGACCUGAGCCAGACCCGGGCCAUUAAAGAUCAGCUUCAUAAGUAUGUCAGGGAGCUGGAGCAGGCCAAUGAUGACUUGGAACGUGCAAAGAGGGCAACAAUAGUUUCAUUGGAAGACUUUGAACAAAGGCUGAACCAGGCGAUUGAGAGAAAUGCGUUUUUAGAAAGUGAACUGGAUGACAAGGAGUCACUGCUAGUUUCUGUACAGAGAUUAAAGGAUGAAGCCAGAGACCUGCGGCAGGAGCUGGCAGUACGGGAAAGGCAGCAGGAAGUCACCCGCAAGUCUGCACCCAGCUCUCCAACUCUAGACUGUGAAAAGAUGGAUUCAGCUGUCCAGGCAUCUCUCUCCUUGCCAGCUACGCCUGUUGGAAAAGGAUCUGAAAAUAGUUUUCCUUCCCCAAAAGCUAUACCAAAUGGAUUUGGUACAAGCCCUCUUACUCCUUCAGCUAGAAUAUCUGCACUCAACAUCGUGGGAGAUCUCUUACGGAAAGUUGGGGCCUUAGAAUCCAAGUUAGCUGCCUGCAGAAAUUUUGCAAAGGACCAGGCAUCACGGAAAUCCUACAUUUCAGGGAAUGCUAACAGCAGCGUGAUGAACAGCAACGGCACGAAGUACCCUCACCCAGGGCAUACUUCUUUCUUUGACAAAGGGCGUGAAAAGGUGAUAUUCCCCACCUUGGUCAUGGGGCAGUAAACGGCUUUGAUCAAGGGACCCCGGGACUGGGAGCCUCCAGACCUUCCUCAGCACCUGGCAUGCUCCCCCUGAGCGUAUGAGUCGGCGCCAGGUUGUGCUUGGACUUGCGGACGCUUUUCUCGGCCCAACAAGAGAAGUGCUUUGGUUUCCUCCCCCUCCCUGCCCCGCAGGAACAGGACCUGCACCAUGGCAUGCAGCAGUGCCCGUGCUGCUAGAGGAGAGCCCGUGCUUGCAGCCCUUCAUGUCCUGUUAAUAGAGUUAACUGUAGUGGGUGUGCUCUGCGGCCCCGUACCACGUGUUGCACAAGCUGACACAUAGUGCUCUGUUCCAGGGGAUGCAGAACCUCGGCCAGGUGCUGCUCGACCUGUCACUGCAUCUCUUUUCUCAGUUAGGUUUGGUGUGACAAAAACAUUUGCUGCUUUUCUUGAAGGCUACACCUCUCCCUGCCUGAUCUCACAUCCUGCUGUUUGAGCCGACCAGCUGCUGUCCUUCCCCAUGGGGCUCAAACCUCUCAAGACACACUGAGUGAGGCUGGGAGCAGGAGUAGAGGUUGGCAGUGAGCUUUGGGUGUGUGAGUUACGCAGCACUGAAAUCACUGCUGGACAGGUGAGCAGCUGGUUGUGUCCAUAAGGCCCUUCCCCAGCCCAGCAGAUGGAUGUAGAGCUGUUGCUGGGGUGGGGCUGUGCUGAGGAAGGUCCGUGUGGGCCCAGCACACAUCUAGCACCGGUGCCCUUGGCACCUCUGGGCUGAGCUUGGCUGGAGCCUCCUCCCUUGGCACGGGGCCUGCAGCAAGCAUCUUUUUCCCAUGUGCCUGAACCAUCCCAGCACUCUGCCCUCCUUAGUGACACUUCUGCCCCCCUCCAACCAGACAUCAGCUCUUUAGGAAGCCGCUCAGCCCAUGGACUGCAGUGCCCACAAACUGCCUCCUCCCAGCACCCUGUAUCCAUCAACCCCAUGUUCAGCUCUGUAAUAUAGGAUGGGAUUUCAGUGUCACCUGCAGGCUUCUGUGACAGUUUUGGGCGACUGUGUUCCUUAUGGGUCUUUCAAGCGAUGUAUUUGUGCGAGUUCUCUGUCGCUGUGCCUCAGAGUCGGUGGAUUUUGAUGUGAACCUUACCCCACGGGGGUCUGAGGAAAAAAAAACCUUCCCAAUUUGGUCCAUCAUGUUCCCUUGGCUCUGCAGCUGCACACUGGUUUAUUUACAAGCGCUGAGAGAAACCAUCGGCCCCAGCAGAUGGUGGGAGCGUUUCCCCCUUUGCUGUUAGGCCCCCUAUGGUCCUCUUUUCCUGUGCAUCCUCUGCUGCAUUUGACUGUUUACAUUUGUUUUAUUGUACAUAGGUUUGUAAACAUAUUAUCUUUGCCUAAGAUCUUUGUACAUAACUUAACUUGGGCUUUGUAGCUUUAUUUAUUCAAAGUCUAUAUGGCAUGUUUCAAUAGGACAGUGUACCAUAACAGCGUGGUCACACAGCAUAAUGUGGUUUAAAGACAAAAAAAAAACAAAACCAAACCUGAGAGUAAUAUUCCCAAAAUAAAGUUCUUUUAAUGUGGAAUCGGUGGAUUUUGCAGAAGAGGCAG
Meleagris gallopavo (turkey) is the source of this 2571-nucleotide messenger RNA. The record is from RefSeq and is a predicted model, not a curated record. NCBI's taxonomy places the organism in Eukaryota, Metazoa, Chordata, Aves, Galliformes, Phasianidae.